UUAAAAAUCUGUAAUCGACUCAGCCCUUGUUUGUUUCCCGAAAUAUUUUUGUCAGAAAUUCGCUUUAUCUCCUUUGAAAUUAAGAAUGGUUACUAAAUUCGUAGGAAGACUGAGGUUAUAGAUGUUUUAUUAAAAGUACGCAACCUAAAUGACAGAUAAUGGCGAAUCAUUACGAAGUACCUAGCUGGGCUGGCAAACCUCCGGUUGGUUUGCAUUUGGAUGUAUUAAAGGAUGAUAAACUAAUCCAGAAAUUGAUGGUGGACGAAAAGAAGUGCUAUUUAUUCGGCCGCAACCAGCAAAUGAACGACUUCUGCAUUGAUCAUGCCUCGUGUUCCCGAGUUCAUGCAGCAUUAGUUUACCACAAGCAUUUGAACAGAGCGUUUCUAGUAGAUCUUGGUAGCACACAUGGGACUUACAUUGGAAAUAUGCGGCUAGAUCCCAACAAACCGACUCAGUUACCAAUCGACAGUACUUUUCAUUUUGGCGCAUCCACAAGAUACUACAUUAUUCGAGAGAGACCACAAUCUGGGGCAAGACCGAUAAUUGAAGAACUAGAAAAAUCUUCCGAAGAUAAUGACGCCGGUGGCUUACUUGGGCUUCCGGAGACUGAAACUGAGCUUGAUAAUUUGACGGAAUUUAAUACAGCCCAUAACAGACGCAUCUCGAUGUUGGGAAUAACGGAUGAUGACGUUCAUAAAGCGACGAGAAAGAGAAAAAAGAAGGGCAUCACAUUCAACGACGACGAGGAAGUUAUUAAUCCUGAAGAUGUCGAUCCAUCUGUUGGUAGAUUUCGGAAUCUUGUACAAACGACUGUUGUUCCCAGUAAACGAAUGCGCAUGGAGGGUGGCCUUAUAUCGUUAUCGGAGGAAAAUCAUCACAAUAUGAUGAAACAUCUUCAGCCAAGUUCUGUUAUGCCACAACUCUACCAUGAUUUACCUCCAGAACAGUUCUCUAACGCACAUUCGUCGAUGUCUAGUAACCCGUUUUCUACAGCACUGACAUCACUGACUUCUCGCCUUGGUAUAGCUUUACCAAACCCGGCUCCCGAGGUAGAAAUGGCGCCGCACCAAAUGCAAACAGAGGUGCCCCACAUUCCAGAUAUAUCAGGAUCUUCGGAGCCACAUUCAUUAGAGCCUAAGAAAAAAAAGUACGCAAAGGAAGCUUGGCCCGGGAAAAAACCGAUGCCUACUCUUUUGGUAUAAUUAUAGACUUAACGGAAUCCAGCUAUCUCAGAUCAGCGGUUAUAAACUAUCGAUUCUCCUGUAUCCGAAAGACCUUCUCAAAAGGAUAAAGCAACUAAUUUGAAAUUAUAUUUUUCUAGAACAUGCACACGACUAAGUAAUUCGCAAUAAUAAAUCCGAUUUUAAAAUUCUUAAUGUAGAAUUGCGAACUUUAUAAAUCUGGAUACCUUUACAGUACUGAAACUAAUUGUCCAAAUGAAUUCUGCUGUCACCAAUCUGGAAUAGCUAUCUUAAGAAUACAGACUAAAUUCGUGAACUAUUUACCUGAUGAGGUUUAAUAUAUUUGCGUGAUAUCGUCCAAGUUUUCAACAAAAAUUUCCUAUUCAAAUAUAAACCAUGAUUGUAUCGUCGUCGGUGAAGUGAAAUAUGUAAAUAAAGUAAUAAGAGAUAAAUAAUUGAUCUGUCGACAAUUUUAAGUUCCACUCGUCUUUAAACGGAUUUAAUAGAGUAAUCAAAUAUAGCGUAAUAUUUCGUACUGAAAUCUCCUUUGGACCUUUCGGAGGUAAAUAAUUGUUGAAAUAAUACGAAUUUUCCUAUUUCAGGUAAAUAUAUUUUAAAAAUUAAUGAGAAGUAUACAUUUUGUGAUAUAAUAGACGUGUGAUGUAAUUUGCGUUUAUUCUGAAAUUCAGUGUCAAGGAGCAAAGUAUUGAAUUCAUAAUAAUAUAUCGAAGUAACAAGUGAAAGGUAAAUUUGCAAUCAGCGUCAGUCAUCAUUGUUCAUCAGUACAUUCAUCAAAAUGUUCAAUACAAAUUUUUCAUAUCUAUUGUUAAGUGUAUAAAGACAGUAAGAGGAACGAUUGUCUCGUUUUUUAUUCAAUAAACCUCGUCAGAAAUCAACUUUAAUCCAUUGCUAUUCCAUACAGCUGUUAUGUAGAUUUUCAAUGUUACAAACCCAAGUUGAAUUCUAGCUCCAAAUAAUCAAGAGUAUAAUAUUAAAGAUCAAAUUUUAAA
Molecule: messenger RNA, 2191 nt
Organism: Neodiprion virginianus
Lineage: Eukaryota; Metazoa; Arthropoda; Insecta; Hymenoptera; Diprionidae
Gene: NiPp1
Product: nuclear inhibitor of protein phosphatase 1
Exons: 6
Coding region: 159-1202 (347 amino acids)
Cellular component (GO): nuclear speck
Molecular function (GO): protein binding; protein serine/threonine phosphatase inhibitor activity; mRNA binding
Source: RefSeq, a predicted model, not a curated record